CGUUCAAAAAACGGUCACACUGCCGCUGUUAUCCUAAAUAUUCUUAAAAACUUAAAAAAAUAUAAAUAUGAUCUUUAGCAUACGCACUUAUAGAGUACAGUUAUUUAAAUGAUUCUCCAGUUACUGGGGUUGCGUCGGCACCGAAGUACGAUGUGCAGUUUUCACUAAUGAAGUAACAAGUAAUGUUUCCAUAGGAGUGAUAUUGUCAUAAAUAUGAAGCGAAGGGCCGCAGACAAAGACUUAACCCUGAAAAAGAUACCCUAUAAGGAAAUCAAAAAUGAGUUUUCCAAGCCCAGUACUGAAGAAAAAAUUAAGACCUUAAAUGAUAAAAUGGACAUGGUUCUCCACAAUCAAAGAAAAAUGCUGGUCGUGUUGCGCCAACUGACGUCUGAGCAAACUGAUUCCUUGGGAUUCCCAAUACUUUCCGUAAAUAACAUAAAAAAAAUGAUGAUGGGCGCUCAAUCUGAGGACUGGUUACCUCAAGCAUUUCCUUUGACAGAACUAGAACAAAUGGAGGCGAUAGAGGAGGAAAUGAAUGAUCCUAUAAAAUUAUCCUUAUAUAAGCAAAACAUGAGGGAUAUUCUUAAGCCCGGCGGAAAACCACGUCCUGGUGGGCUUAAAAAACAGUUUCAUCUUAUACUCGCGAUUGACUUUUUAGUUGAUUUCAAUUUUGAUGGAAUACACAAUAAGAUACCACUAAAGAAGUUUGAAAAUUUCAACAACGCCUUAUUUGAUGUUCAAAAGGGGGAAGGAUAUUUUAGAGACGACUACAUAACUGAAAUUAGACUGGCAUUUCGGACCUAUAAAAAUCGAAGGCAUAAAAACGUAUCCGAUGCUCGGAGAAAAAUCAAGGAAGCCAUGGUUCUCGACAGCUCAUUCUUUCUUAAUGAAUCGGUAUGCAUUGCCUGCGAAAUUAAUUUGCCAGAAAAUAAACAAGCCCGUUUGGAACUGCGAGAGUUGUGCAGAAUAACCGCUCUGGAUGGAGUAUCUUUGCUGGUGAAAGAAGUGGAAACCGGCCGCGUGGUAUCGGUGUCCUUUAAUAAAAUUCAGUUCACACCACCACCUGGCGAUGAUCACUUCUUUCUAAAAUUCCGCAAUGAGAGAGCCAAAAGUCCUCAGGCCAGGCGUCUAAUGGACUUUAUGAUCGAAGUGGAUGAAAAAAUCGAUGUGUCUGCCAUGUACAAGAUGGAUUGCUUCUGUGAACUGAUGUUUCUGGCCACUUUGCCGAGCCACGAGCGAUUGGGACUGGGGCGCUCAUUGUCCCAGUUCACCAUACAGCUCACUCAGGAAUUGGCUGAGGGCAAGGGCCUGGAGGAGAUUGACGAAAAGCUACGUUUCAAACGCCCGGCAGCUGUCACCGCAAUCUGGACCUCAAGCUUUUCCCAGAAGGUGGGCAAAGCCACCAACUUCAAAGUGCUGAACUCGGUUUUAUAUUCGGAAUUUGAGUACAAAGGCAAACGCUUUAGCGAGAUCAUAAAUCCUCUGCACAAAUUCUGCGAACAUGUUAUAUAUAAACUUUAAAGAAAAAAAAAGUUAAGUCAAUUGAAACAAAAAACUUAAAUGUGCGUCGGCCGGGAAUCGAACCCGGGUCAACUGCUUGGAAGGCAACUAUGCUAACCAUUACACCACCGACGCCAUAUGAUAUAAGGCUGCCGUUUACCUAAAUGUGUUGUGACAGACUUCGUUGCUUCUUAUCGAUGGUUAUAGUUAUCGGUAUCCGGUCACACUAACUCUGUCAGAUAAAUUUAUAUUGGUGAAGGUAAAAUCAGAGAAAAGGUUGUGAACGGUAAUUCAAAAAUUGAAUAGAAGUACACAGUCAAAUAAAAAUUUAAAGGUUGUUUUUAAA
This is a messenger RNA of Drosophila rhopaloa, 1846 nucleotides long. RefSeq lists its product as uncharacterized. The transcript is spliced from 6 exons. Gene Ontology annotation, molecular function: N-acetyltransferase activity. NCBI's taxonomy places the organism in Eukaryota, Metazoa, Arthropoda, Insecta, Diptera, Drosophilidae. Bases 214 to 1521 code for a protein of 435 amino acids. The record is from RefSeq and is a predicted model, not a curated record.